Molecule: messenger RNA, 792 nt
Organism: Parasteatoda tepidariorum (common house spider)
Lineage: Eukaryota; Metazoa; Arthropoda; Arachnida; Araneae; Theridiidae
Source: RefSeq, a predicted model, not a curated record
UAGUAACAUUUGCAGAAAUAGGCAACCGGAUGCUUUACAUAAUUAUGAAAUCAGUUCGUAAACAAACAAAAGGCUGUGAUGAACAUUUCACUAAGCAUACCCUUAAUUAUUUAAUGAAAAUAGUUUGAAAUAUUCCAAUAUGUGCAUCAACAUUAGUCAAUGUCAAUUAAGAAUGACUAUUACUAGUAAUCCACAAUAUCCUUCAUUUUUGGAUCAGGAUAUAAAAAUUUUCAUCAGAAUUUUAGAGGAUGGAGAACCACAGUUCAAUGCUGAAAAAGCCACCCAUAUAUUUAGAGUCUUACCCAGAGGAUUCAUUGUUUCAACCUCUUUGGGAAUUAAGUCAUUCAAUGGUAAGGAAAAUUGAUAAGCAAUUUCGCAACAUCAAAUUUUUAUGAUGUCGAUUUCAAGGAUGAUAUGCUUACUUAUUAUUUUCACCAAAUACAAUAAAAAAUCUUGUAAGAUUUCUCAGUUGCACAAAUAUUGAUUGUUUUCUUUCAUGUGAUUUCAGUCAACAAGCAGUUAUAAAACUUUUAAAUGAUAAAUUAGGGGAUUGCUUACUAAAAUUAGUGUUCUACAUAAAUGUUAAGCGGCAUAUUCAUUGCAUUUUUGUUUUGAGAUUAUUGAAACCCUACUUUAAGGAGAUGAAAGAAAUCUUCAACUCAAUUACACAUUUGAAUUAUAUAUUGGUAUGAGUAAAAUAUUGACGAAUUGAUACUGUUCAUUUUUUUAAUGCAACAGCCUCAUCAAAUUUUUCCAUGUUUUGAUUUGGAAUUAUUAUUUGUUGUUCCAUGU